CAAAUAUAGACUGAAAUACAUCGCGGACUCGCGAAUAAACAAAAAUGGGGCUGAAAUCUGUGAUUUUCGGGGAAAGAACUAACAGUGACGACCUAAGUGUAGACGAUAUUAACGCCACGAUGGCGUUGGAACGUCGUCUCGAAAUGAGCACGGAAUUUUUUUUAGUGCCAAGUAGUAGCACCCCUAGUACGACGACAGUAAGUUACAUUUCAAAAACAGCAUGCGCGGGGUGCCCAGUAGAUACAGACAAAUUAGUGGGUAUUUUUCGAAACGAAGUUUGGGUCAUACCGGUGCUAGCACUAUCGGCAAUAACAAUGAUUCUGAUACUAGGUUUCGAGGUGUUUGUGUUGUGUAAAGCGUGGCGGACGACCCCUAGUCGAAGGCACUUAUUUUUGGGACAAAUGCUGUUACUAGGGUUGUUUUCAUGCGCGGGACUGUCAGCUGUAUUUGCGGCUUCUCCUACCCAACUUACGUGUGCUAUAGUGCGAUUCGGCACAGGAGUAGCAUAUACUAUAGUAUUCGCUUCGUUAUUAGUGAAGUGCGUUUUUUUAAUUAGUUUAAAUGGAGGCGUAUAUCUCCCAGCACCCUAUCAGGGAUUAUUAUUACUUUUCGCAAUUUUAAUACAAGUAGCUAUAGGGGUGCAAUGGCUAGUGACGAAUCCGCCCUAUGUAGACGAUGUUGCAGUGGAAAUGGUAGUGAGUCAGAAUAAACAUAAACUUUUACUGACUGUCGAAGAUAUUACUAACCCUAUUCUCAUACCGUUAUGUCGCACUCCUUACAUCGAUAUGCUUCUAUCGCUAAUUUACGUCGUCUUUCUAAUACUAUUCGUAACAGUUUUAGCAGUAAAAUCGAGAGGAAUCAGAGACAACUACCGAGAAGCGACUUAUAUUGGGUUAUCGGUGGGAUGCAGCAUUCCCACGUGGUUGAUCUGGACCAUGAGUGGACUGGUUGUUAAUGAAAGGCAUAAGGAUGCUUGUAUCGCCUUUGGGCUCGUUUUAUCUUCCGCUUUGGUAUUUUUAAUAAUGUUUAUGCCAAAGGGAAGGCAACUGGCUGCUAUGGGCAAGGAAGGUGUUUACGUUGAGGAUCGUGAGGAACGUUUUAGUACUCUGAGUCGAGCAGCUUCAGGAUAUUCUCCCAGCUUUUUCCAUUUCAAGCCGAUUAAGUAUGGAUUAGGACAUGGAUCGUCACACAAAAAUCAGAAUACGAUUACUACUUUGGGUGGAGGUAAGAAUUUAUAUUCAUCAUAA
Molecule: messenger RNA, 1247 nt
Organism: Psylliodes chrysocephalus
Lineage: Eukaryota; Metazoa; Arthropoda; Insecta; Coleoptera; Chrysomelidae
Source: the annotation of a GenBank genome assembly